UGAUUUUAAAAACCUGUGCGUUUAAAUAUUUCAAACAUCUGUUCAAAUGUUAUAUUUUCGUCACGACUGUCUAUAAUUACCACUUUCGCAUGUUUUUUAUUAAAUUAUCAGCAACUGAUAAGAACAGUUGUCUUGAAUAAUGUGUGGUCAUGGCAAUAGUUACUUUGCUAAAGUUUCUGUAGUGAUUCUUAUGGUUUCAUAUACAUCUGGAUGGUUUACCCAUGCACGAAGAGUAAAACGAGUUAUUAAAGGAAUAGAAGUGGAAUAUGGUACUCAACCUCGAGUGGCAUCACUGCGAAGAACAAAUACCCAACAGCAUAUAUGUGGCGCCACAAUCCUUUCUCCAGAGUUUGCUAUCACAGCAGCGCAUUGUGUACAUUCUACUUCAGAAGAUUACUUUUUGCAACUUAACAAUUACCGAGUAACAGACGACAUUGUUCCUCGCGCUAUUGUUUUGGAAAUUAUUACACACGACUUGUAUGAUCGAACUACAAGAGCUCACGACAUUGCUAUACUGCGUAUAAUGCUAUCGGAGAUCAUAGCAUGGACGGACAGCGUAAUAUUACCAAGCCCGUCAUUAAUCGGUGUGUCAGGUGAAUGCAGAAUAUAUGGUUAUGGAAUAAAAGAUAUCAACUCGUCGGAGGCUACAGAGCAAUUAUACGGCGGGAAACUGAAAAUUGUAUCUUUGGACCAAUGUACAAAUAAAUUAGGUCCGUACGUCGCACCAAAAAGGGAUGGCGGAAUGUUGUGCGCUGUUGGCGAUGGAGUCGACGCCUGUCAGGGCGAUUCAGGGAGUCCAUUAAUAUGUGAUGGAGUGGUACAAGGCAUUUGCAGCUAUGGUAUGGGCUGUGGAGCUAAUGGCGUCCCUGGAGUCUACACUGGCAUAGGAGCUCACUUGCAAUGGAUACGGGAUGUCACACAGAUUUAGGUCUUAUUGAUUAAUCUAUAUUGUGAUUAUAAUGUUAUCUUGCAUUUGUAGAAAAUAAAACAGAAGAAUUUAUUCGAAUUCUUACUAA
This is a messenger RNA of Manduca sexta (tobacco hornworm), 1016 nucleotides long. RefSeq names its product trypsin alpha-3. Gene Ontology annotation, biological process: proteolysis. Lineage: Eukaryota; Metazoa; Arthropoda; Insecta; Lepidoptera; Sphingidae. The coding region runs from base 140 to 928 and encodes 262 amino acids. The transcript is spliced from 5 exons. The record is from RefSeq and is a predicted model, not a curated record. Gene Ontology annotation, molecular function: serine-type endopeptidase activity.